UUUUUCAAUUAUUUUAACCAUUUCUCCCCUUUUCUCCUUUUGUUUUCCUGGAUAGUGGCUUGUGUACACUUUUGAAGUUUUGGUUCAACACUUUCAUAUUUCCUAUAUAACCCACCAACACCUCCUGCAAAAAUCAAGGGAGAUUUAUUUUUACUACUUUCCUUGCUCUCUCAACUUUAACACUGAGUCACUCAGUACUUACCCACUCCCUUUAACUCACCGAGUUACUCAUUAUCUCAACCUAGCCACUGUCUCACUCUGCUGUCAGCCAUGGAUGCCAUUUUCAAGCUCAUUUUCUCUCUCCUCUUUUGUCUCAUUUUUACCUCUCUUCCAGGGGAAGUAAGUGGAGCAAAAAUGGUGCUAUUGAACAAAUGCAGGUACACAGUAUGGCCAGGAAUCCAGCCUAGUGCUGGCAAGGAAAUUUUAUCUCGUGGUGGUCUAAAGCUGUUGCCUAACAAGUUUAACGUCCUUAAUCUCCCUGCUGGGUGGUCCGGUCGAAUGUGGGGACGCCACGGCUGUCACUUUGAUGCCCAAGGCCGCGGCAGCUGCGCUACUGGUGACUGUGGUGGCACCCUCUACUGUGCUGGUGCUGGUGGAGCUCCUCCGGCUACCCUUGUUGAGAUCACUCUUGGACAGGAGCAGGAUUUCUACGACGUUAGUCUAGUGGAUGGCUACAACCUGGCAAUAUCGAUGGUACCUUUCAAGGGAGCCGCUGGACAAUGCGCACCGGCAGGGUGCAUUAGCGACCUGAACACAAUGUGCCCAACGGGGCUCCAAGUCCGCGGCGCACGAGGCGGUGUUGUAGCUUGCAAAAGUGCUUGCUCCGCCUUUAACUCCCCAAGGUAUUGUUGCACAGGCAACUUUGGUACUCCUCAGUCUUGUAAACCCACAGCCUACUCCAAAAUCUUCAAGACCGCUUGUCCACGCGCUUACUCCUACGCAUACGAUGACCCCACUAGCAUCGCUACUUGCACCGGGGCUAACUAUUUGGUCACUUUCUGUCCCCACCACCGCCACUGACUGACUGAUGAAGAAAAAGUCCCAAAAAAGUUCAAAAAAUAGUUUACUCCUUCAUAGAUCUAUAAAAAAAUAGUGUGUAAUUUUGUUGUGGGGUUACUAGAUUUUUAUUGAUUGUGGAGAGAUUCUGUUUUGCUAUGUCAGAUGGAUAAGAGUAUAAUAGGUGCAUGUCGGUCUACUGUAUGACUGUAUCUUUAGAGACUAGUGUUAUAAUACUACCUACGAGUACUAUUACUAUAAUGUCUUAGAUCUUAAUGUUUGUGUGACAUAAUUUAGUGCUACUACUUAAUCCUAGCUUGUAGUGAUAUCUUAUUUUCUUUAUAUUAAUGUUUAUGCAUGGCCUCCAAUCGAUGUUGUUGGCUUACAUGGAAACUAUCAUUAAGAUUUCAUGUGACAAGAUUUUGCGUUAUACUAUAUCCUUUUUAAAUA
This is a messenger RNA of Beta vulgaris subsp. vulgaris (sugar beet), 1446 nucleotides long. RefSeq names its product thaumatin-like protein. Gene Ontology annotation, biological process: defense response. Gene Ontology annotation, cellular component: extracellular region. Bases 271 to 1020 code for a protein of 249 amino acids. The transcript is spliced from 3 exons. The record is from RefSeq and is a predicted model, not a curated record. NCBI's taxonomy places the organism in Eukaryota, Viridiplantae, Streptophyta, Magnoliopsida, Caryophyllales, Amaranthaceae.